Messenger RNA from Plutella xylostella (diamondback moth), 4619 nucleotides. Its product is annotated as F-box/LRR-repeat protein 16. Gene Ontology annotation, cellular component: SCF ubiquitin ligase complex. Gene Ontology annotation, molecular function: protein binding. The record is from RefSeq and is a predicted model, not a curated record. Gene Ontology annotation, biological process: SCF-dependent proteasomal ubiquitin-dependent protein catabolic process. NCBI's taxonomy places the organism in Eukaryota, Metazoa, Arthropoda, Insecta, Lepidoptera, Plutellidae.
AUGUAAAUAUUUUCCAUAGCAUUAUAUUUGUGCUACUGAAAUGAAAGAAAACAUUAAUAUUAAUUAUGAAUAGUGUUUCUGAACGAAACGUUUUAUUCAAAAUUUCUAAACAAACACUCAAUUAAUACGGCAAAAAAAUAUAGUCGCAUGCCAAAAAUAAACCAGUCCUUUUUCUCUCUUUAACUUUAAAAAGUGUGUGUUUCUAUCUCUUUCUUUCUUUCUAUUUUUCAGACAGGUACAAGUAAGUUGAGAAUGUCGAAAUUUGUCGUAUAAUCAUUAGCAUUUCUCGAACGUCUUCAAGGCACUGGAUUUCAAUAAUUUGUAAAGAAAUUAUUAAAAUAAAACUAUAUUUAAUUUAUUUGAUGGUGAAUGAGAAAAGUAAAAGAUUACUUAAAUGUGCUGAGUACUGUAACCAAGAUGUGUUUUCUCUUAUCAAAACGUAUAUAGUGCCGCGGUGGCGGGUAGCGAGGGCGGCGGCGGCGGGCGCGGCGCGGACACGCUGCGGCGCGUGAAGGUGAAGAUGUCGUCCGUGUCGGCGCAGGGCGUGGUGGAGCGCGCCUCAGCCGAGCUGUCGCGCCGCAUCACGGGGCUGGGCCUGCGCGGGCGCCGCCGCUCGCCCGGCGUGGUGGAGCGCGUGGCGUCCGCGCUGUGCGGGCCGGCCGCCGCCGCGCCGCCCCGCGUCCCUCGCCGCCGCCGCCCCUCCCCGCGCCCGCUCGUCUGGGCGCAGUUCGUCCUCGACGAGCGCUUCCUAGAACGCCUAUUCCAUUACUUCACUGCAAGCGAGCGGCGCGUAUUAGCACAAGUCUGCACUAAAUGGCGCGAUGUGUUAUACGCGUCGCCGCGGUGGUGGGCGGGGCUGGCGGCGACGGUGGACUGCCGCGAGCUGCGCGCCGCGCCCGCGUGCGCCGUGUCGCGCUACUACGGCUCGGUGGUGAAGCGCGGCAUCCGCGCCGUGGUGCUGGUGUCGGCCGCCGACGACGACAUCACGGAGUUCAUCAAGCAGUUCCCGCAGUCCGUGCACCAUCUGCACGCCAUCGGGCUGAAGGGAUGCACCAUCACGGAUAGAGGACUCGAGGCCAUAUUGGAUUACUUACAGGUUCUGUUUGAGCUAGAACUAACCGGAUGUAAUGAAAUAACGGAGGCUGGUUUGUGGGCAUGUCUAACUCCACGCAUAGUCUCACUCACGCUUACUGACUGCAUUAACAUUGCUGAUGAAGCUGUGGGCGCAGUGGCUCAACUCCUACCAUCCCUAUACGAGUUCUCUCUACAAGCGUACCACGUGACGGACGCGGCGCUCGGCUACUUCUCCCCCAAGCAGAGCGCGUCGCUCAGCGUGCUGCGCCUGCACAGCUGCUGGGAGCUCACCAACCACGGCGUCGUCAAUAUUGUGCACUCUCUACCGAACCUGACAGUCCUCUCCUUAAGCGGCUGCAGCAAAGUCACCGACGAAGGCGUGGAACUACUAGCAGAGAACCUGCCGCGCCUACGCAGCCUCGACUUGAGCUGGUGUCCGCGCGUCACCGACAACGCGUUGGAGUACAUCGCCUGCGAUCUGAACCACCUCGAGGAGCUCACGCUGGACCGAUGCGUGCACAUAACGGACAUCGGCGUGGGCUACAUCAGCACGAUGCAGUCGCUGCUGGCGCUGUACCUCCGCUGGUGCUCGCAGCUCCGCGACUUCGGAGUGCAGCAUCUGUGCGGCAUGCGAGCACUUAGGACUCUGUCGCUGGCCGGUUGUCCUCUCCUCACAUCAGGCGGUCUCUCCAGCCUCAUCCAACUGCGUCAGCUCCGAGAGAUGGAGCUCACCAACUGCCCCGGCGCCUCGCCCGAGCUGUUCGACUACUUGCACGAACACUUGCCGCGCUGCCUCAUCAUAGAGUAGGACAGUGGACAGGCCAGUGCUACCUUCUCUUGUUUUAUGCUGCUACCACACUUGGCUAUUCGUAUUUGCGUAUUUGCCAAAGCUUCAAUUGGCUAUGUUUGCCAAAUAAAUAACGUAUAUGCAAAUACGGCAAUAUAUUGGGCGAAUGGAUAUACUGACCACUUGCAACAUGGAAGUUUGGGAAGUUACGCAAAUACGAAUAGCCAAGUGGGGUAGUAAUAUUACAUAAUACACAGUGCUAUGUUGUUACGUAAGACAUGGUCCCUCCUAUAGUCGAUUUUAGAGGUGCACAAAUUACGGAUCACUACAAUAUUGAGCAAAUUUUAAAAUGGGGAGCGUAGGAAAUUGAAAUGGCAUAGAUAACUAAAUGUAGUUAGAUUAGUUUGCACCCGGAUAGAGGCAGGCCCCGUGGAACGUGAUGUGAAGAGUUCAAGAUUACGUUUGUGUUACAUGUGUCAACAAUGAAGAUAACAUUAUAACUUCUCAUGUCUCGCUAAUUCAAUGCAUAUUUCACUUGCAUACAUAAUAAUAUUACCGAUGUGGUAUUACUUUUAAUUUUAUUCAAUUGAAUAAUAAUGUAUGACUUUCUUUGUAGUAACUUUUCGUCCAAAUUUGAUGUAUUCUUAAGUAUGUAGUUAAUCAAAUUUUGCUCAAAUUUAAAGGCGUGAGGUCGGGGGACACUCCUUUUUCCUCAUUUUACUGAAGUUGCUGACUAUGAAUGGAUUAAUUAAUUAUUUAUUAAGUUAUAAUUUGUGUGGAUUUAUAUGCAUGAUAAGUUAUAUGAUUGUGUUUAGGGAUGUAGGUAUAUUUAGUAUAAAUUUAAUUUAAUGGAAUUUUCUUGAUGUAAGUAUUCUUGAUUCGUAUAUGUGUUGUACAGUUUAAUGUUAAACUUAAAAUAAAAUAUCGGAUAAUAUCAGAUCUUUAUCAGUGGAAUGUUGUAUCUAGUCUAUGGUAAAAUGAGUUUCUUUAUUAUUUACGUUUGCAUAAUUUCCUUCUGAAUGAUAUUUUUUACUUGUUCAGUUAAGUAUUAAACCUGAUCUCGAAUUAAAUUUGUUAAAAUCUAGUCAAAUUAUGUUGUACUUCGUAAUCCCUAUGCCUUAUUCAAUUCUGUAAGCUGUAAAAAUCUCAGCCUGAUAACGUGUAAAAGACUGAUACAGCAAGAAAUCACAAUGUUGUGUGUUAGCAAUACCUUGCUCGAAAAUCAAUUGCAAGACAGUCAAUGAAUUAUUUUAUUUCAUGUCUAUUUUAGAUCAUAUUUUAAAUACAAUAUGAAUAUCUCGUUGUAACCGUCCGAUGCAGUGUUCAUGUAUGUAGGUGCGACGAGCCUAUACUCUGUCCUACCUAAUGCACUUAUGUUUAAUAAAACAUUCAUAAUGCAUACCUAAAACAUAUACAAGAAAGCUGCAUUUUCGCACGUGAAUGGAAUGGGGCAACUGACAUUCUUGUUAGAAAGUAUUUGGAUGUAUUAUUGGAGUGUAUAAAACCCCCUUACAAACUAUUAUAGAUAGAUGAUAGCUUGCCUUCAAAACUUACAAAUGAUAUUAAACAUACCUAACUAUACUUAUGUACCAACUAUUAGAUCGCAAAGCGCAGGCUUACUUUGCAGAUUGUAUGAAGUGUAAUUCAAAAUUAAAUCGAAAUGCAAUAUUUAAAUAUGUACACCUAAAUUAAUAUGUGCUAUUUCUGUAUUAAACGACGGCAAAGUAAACCAGCGUAUUUGAGAUAUUAUAUUAAUUAGGUACCUACUUUAAAAGUUGCCUUUUCCUUGUAGGUAAUGUUAUAUCAACUACGGAAAAAAAUACCAGUCAAUUGUAAUGAUUCAGCUCAAUAUUUAAAUCAAUAUUCGCUAAAUAUAUGUAAUUCCGUGGGUGGUAUAGCUAACCUGAGGUCUUUGUACAUAAAUAACUUACCUAAAACUAAAAUAACAAGAGAUGUAUGUAGUCUAUUACAAUGAUAGCAUAAUAUAUAUUAAAUAUUGUUGAAGAGAUGUCAUUUCUCCAUUGCUUUAUACAGAGGUUGUAACUAAAACUUCAUAAGCAAUAGUAUUAAGACUUAAGACUACCUUUUACCCUUUGUUUGAUAUUGCUAGCCGUUCAGUGCGCGAGUGGACUAGGUGGGGUUUUGCGCGAAGUAAAGUACCUACAACAUAAAAUAAUUCAUCAGUCUGUCUGUCCUUCCUUCAUUGGAAGGAGACCCGUGCCCCAGCAGUGGGGACGUGAUGGGUCGUGAUGCUGAUGAUGUCUAUGUCUGUACCUAGAUAUCAACUUUUGCAAACAUCCCACCUGUCCAAUCACAUGAUAUAAGGGGACAUAAAUGAAUUUAUUAUAAAAUUGAGCAUAUUUUUGUACAGCUUCAUAAUACAAUAAUGGGUGUUAUAUUUCAUGUGACUUUUAUAUAAGAUAAUGUGACAUGUGUACAUUCUUUUGCCAGUAAAUAUUGUCUGUAUGUCUUCCCUUGUAAUUCUGUGUUAAUACAGUGGCGGCAAGUAUCUCGAAUGGCACCAUGCCGCUGUACUUACUGUCAAAAAUCUAAUUAUCUAGAGUGGAGAGAUCAGAAAGGUCGAUUUCAGCAACCAAAUUCUUUGUUUACUGAAAUAUGAUGGAUGUUUUAUGUGAGAUUUCAAGAAUUAUCUACUUACAUUAUUAGUAGAACGCACAGGGUUUAUCAGUAAAUAGUGGUUGGCCAACCCUGUUGUAGUACGGAAAGCUCGAGGAUAUAGGAGAAAUCUUACCCAUAC